CAUCAUUAUCAUUCACACCAACAAGCCAACAAUCCACCAUGGAAUACAAAUCCAUAACCCUCCCCACCAAACCCACCGCCCAACUCAGCUACAGCUUCCACCCCGCCAUCCCCCCAUCCACCUCUUCCUCAACCCCAACCCCCCUCACCAAAACCUUAAUAAUAUUCAUCAAUGGCCUCGGCCUCCCCCAAACCUCCUGGACCCCCUAAUCACCAACCUCACCAACCACCCCCCAGAAUCCGGCCUCCCCGCCCUCCUCACCUACGACCGCUACGGCCAGGGCCUCACCACAGACCGAGACCCAGCUGAUACCUCAUCCCCUGACCCCGCCCACGGCCACGACUGCCUCUCCAUCAUACACGAUCUCCAUCAACUCCUCAAACAAAUCACCUCCAUCCACCUACACAAACCCCUCCAUGAGAUCCAAUUAAUAUUGAUAUCGAAUUCCAUCGGCGGCGCACUAUCCCGUCUCUACGCCCAAACCUACCCCGGGAGUGUAGCAGGGCUUAUGUUUCUGGAUAGUGUGUUGGCCAAUUCCGAUUUCGUGAACAUCUACCCAAACCCAGACGAUCCCUCAUUCAACUCUACCUCCCUACCGGAGGGAGUCACUGUCGAUGCCCUACAUAAAACAAGAGCAUUCAUGGCGAAAGUCUUCCACCCCGAAACAGGAGUCAUGGGCGCAGCUGAGGGAUUAUCUCGAAAAAACCUCCCCACCUUACUCCCCUCAAGCAACGCUCCAAAAUUACUCGGCCCCGGAGGAAAGGGACCGUGGGUUACAGUGGUAGGCCAUGAAUUCGAGAAAUUCGAAGAGGAGUUUGAGACUAUGAGUGGGGGUGAGAGGGUACUGACAAGGGAGUAUUUGAAUCCGUAUUGGGAGAGGUAUAACCAUGGUUUAGUGGGAAUCACGGAGGAAGGGAGGGGAAGGGGACCGUUGAGAGCACCGGGGACGGGACAUUUUGUUCAGAGGGAUAAUCCGCUUUGGGUUGCUGGGGAGAUUAGGGGGUUGGUUGUUAGGGUUUUGGGGGAUGGAGAGUAGUGGUUUAUAUCCUUGUAAGGAGGAGGUCUCGGGGGUUUCCUCCAGAAUGUAUAAUUUUGUUUAGUUAGAG
This is a messenger RNA of Aspergillus sclerotioniger CBS 115572, 1106 nucleotides long. RefSeq lists its product as uncharacterized. The record is from RefSeq and is a predicted model, not a curated record. The transcript has a single exon. The annotation marks the transcript as partial. Lineage: Eukaryota; Fungi; Ascomycota; Eurotiomycetes; Eurotiales; Aspergillaceae.